AUGUCUGCUAAAGAAACACCAACCCAAGGAUUGACCGGUAAGAUCUCCAACUUGGAUGUAUCCACCAUGCAAGGAAAGUCAUUGACUGACAAAUUGGCCGAACAGGCCAAGGCUAAGGACGACUCCCAAACCACCACCGCCACUAAAGACGCGAUUGUUGCUGCUUCUACUACUACUACUGCCACCCCUACUGCUGAAGAUGAUGAAAGAUCUGAACACAGAAAGUUUUUGGAAAAGCACAAGGCCAACAGACAUAAGUUGAGAGAACAAGAAUCCGAAGAACCUUUAUUGAAGGAAAACUCCCGUAGAUUCGUUAUGUUCCCAAUCAGAUACCACGAAAUAUGGCAAAUGUACAAGAAGGCUGAAGCUUCUUUCUGGACUGCUGAAGAAAUUGAUUUAAGUAAGGAUUUACACGACUGGAACAACAGAUUGAAUGACAAUGAACGUUACUUCAUCUCCAGAGUGUUGGCCUUCUUUGCUGCUUCUGAUGGUUUAGUCAAUGAAAACUUGGUUGAAAACUUUUCUGCUGAAGUUCAAAUCCCAGAAGCCAAGGCUUUCUAUGGUUUCCAAAUCAUGAUUGAAAUGAUCCACUCUGAAGUCUACUCCCUUUUGAUUGACACCUAUGUCAAGGACCCUCAAGAAGCUGAAUUCUUGUUUGAUGCCAUCCACACUAUUCCAUGUAUUGCCAAGAAGGCUGACUGGGCCUUGAAGUGGAUUGCUGACACUGACGCCUUGUAUGCUGAACGUUUAGUUGCCUUUGCUGCCAUUGAAGGUAUCUUCUUCAGUGGUUCUUUUGCUUCUAUCUUCUGGUUGAAGAAGAGAGGUUUGAUGCCAGGUUUAACUUUCUCCAACGAAUUGAUUUCCAGAGAUGAAGGUUUACAUACUGAUUUUGCUUGUUUGUUGUUUGCUCACUUGAAGAACAGACCAGACCCAGAAAUUGUUGAAAGAAUUAUUGUUGAAGCCGUUGCCAUUGAAAAGGAAUACUUCACAGACGCUUUGCCAGUCAGUUUAUUAGGUAUGAACUGUGCCUUGAUGUGUCAAUACGUUGAAUUUGUUGCUGACAGAUUAUUGGUUGCCUUUGGUAACAAGAAGGUUUACAAUGUCGUUAACCCAUUCGAUUUCAUGGAAAACAUUUCCUUGGCUGGUAAGACUAACUUCUUUGAAAAGAGAGUUUCCGACUACCAAAGAGCUGGUGUUAUGGCCAAGACCAAUGAACCAACCUCAUCUAGUCAUGAAUUCAAGUUUGAUGAAGAUUUCUAA
Molecule: messenger RNA, 1260 nt
Organism: Spathaspora passalidarum NRRL Y-27907
Lineage: Eukaryota; Fungi; Ascomycota; Pichiomycetes; Serinales; Debaryomycetaceae
Gene: RNR21
Product: ribonucleotide-diphosphate reductase subunit
Exons: 1
Coding region: 1-1260 (419 amino acids)
Biological process (GO): deoxyribonucleotide biosynthetic process
Molecular function (GO): oxidoreductase activity
Source: RefSeq, a predicted model, not a curated record